ACAAAUUAUAUAUAUUUCUUAAAUAUGUCUUCCAUAAUCUGGGGAAAUCGUAGUGUAUUGUUUUUGAGAAAUUACUUGCCGCUUUCGUUCAAAGUGUGUCGUAAACCCGUGAAUGCAACGCAAGCUCGUGGCUUGCACCUGACGCCAUGCAUGGAUAAGAUUUUGUCAUUUAAACUUAGUGACAUUGGUGAGGGCAUUAGGGAAGUAACUGUGAAGGAAUGGUUUGUCAAGGUCGGCGAUACCGUUGAGCAGUUCGACGACCUUUGCGAAGUGCAAUCAGAUAAAGCAUCCGUUACAAUCACAAGCCGUUAUGAUGGUAAAAUCGUAAAAAUCCAUCAUCCAGCAGAUGAUAUAGCAUUUGUCGGCAAACCUUUGCUGGAUUUUGAUGUCGAAGAUGAUGAUGCGGAUGACUCUGAUUCGGAAUCUAGUUCAGACUCAGAAGCGCAAGUCGGCUCAGGCAACGCAGCGUCUGUGCCACCCACCAAUGAGGGAAAAGUAGCAAGCGAAGAAGACGUAGCGCGACAUAUAACGCUUGCGACGCCCGCUGUACGUCGCUUAGCAAUGGAAAAUAAGAUUGACCUCUCCAAAGUGCCAGCUACAGGAAAACUGGGGCGUGUCCUUAAGGGAGAUAUACUUGAAUAUCUAGGACAAGUGCCAGUCGGAACUAAUAUACCGCAUCCAACAAUUGCCGCGAAGGCGGAAAAAGCAGUACAAACGGCAACAGGUGCUGUCGUUACUCCGCUUGUUGAUGGCGUUGAGCCGUUGAAGGGCGUACCCAAGGCUAUGUUAAAAUCUAUGUCCGAGAGUCUGAAAAUUCCACAUUUUGCCUACAGCGAUGAAAUAGAUAUGACCAAGCUUAUGGAUUUUCGUAAUCAAUUGAAAUCAGUGGCCAGCGACCGUGGCAUAAAUAAACUGACUUUCAUGCCCUUCUGCAUCAAGGCUGCUUCUAUUGCGCUUUCCAAAUAUCCAAUUCUGAAUAGCUCGUUGGACGUUGAGAAGGAGACAGUGAUAUAUAAGGCUGCUCACAACAUCAGUGUGGCCAUAGAUACGCCCCAGGGUUUGGUAGUGCCAAACGUAAAGAAUUGUGAAAGUAAAAGUAUUCUGGACAUUGCUAAGGACUUGAACGAAUUAAUCGAAAGAGGACGUAAGGGUACUUUAACACCUCGAGAUUUUGCGGAGGGCACUUUUUCCCUUUCAAAUAUCGGUGUGGUUGGCGGUACAUACACCCAUCCAUGUAUUAUGGCGCCUCAAGUGGCUAUCGGCGCCAUGGGACGCACAAAGGCCGUACCGAGAUUUGAUGAAAAUGAUGAGAUUGUUAAAGCUUAUGUGAUGAAUGUCAGCUGGUGUGCAGAUCAUCGUAUUAUUGAUGGCGUCACAAUGGCAAAGUUUUCGAAUGUAUGGAAGCAAUAUUUGGAGAAUCCAGCAUUAUUUGUACUUAAUUAAAUACUUAAGGGAAUCUGGACGAUAUCUUAAAAAAAAAAAACAAUUUCAACAAGAAAGGCUGUUUGCUGCAUUUAUUUACAAAUAAUUUAGUCAAAAUGUGUAAUUAAUAAAUAUUAUAUUUGUUUAUUAAUCACCUGCGUUAAGUACCAUAUAAAGUGCAUUUAAGAGUUUUCACUAACUCUAACCUAAAAACCAUAAUCUCUGGGUGUAAAGUGUUUAUAUAAAUUUUUAUAAAUUGACGGUUUAUGUAUAAAGUUAAUUAUUGAUUGUAAUUAAGAUGAAUUAAAUAAAUGUAUAUUUUACUAUGCGCCUAAAA
Molecule: messenger RNA, 1759 nt
Organism: Ceratitis capitata (Mediterranean fruit fly)
Lineage: Eukaryota; Metazoa; Arthropoda; Insecta; Diptera; Tephritidae
Gene: Dbct
Product: lipoamide acyltransferase component of branched-chain alpha-keto acid dehydrogenase complex, mitochondrial
Exons: 6
Coding region: 25-1443 (472 amino acids)
Cellular component (GO): cytoplasm; mitochondrion
Molecular function (GO): lipoic acid binding; acetyltransferase activity
Source: RefSeq, a predicted model, not a curated record